GGCAAAUACUACCUCAAAACCACUUGUUCACAAGUACUUUAAUAGCCCCUCAAGCUUUAGACUCCAUUCUACCCACUCCUCAAACCUUACAUAAUAGAAAUUAGAAAGGACUCUUUAAGUUAAUUUUUCCAUUUUUCUUCUGGUCAUUCUCCAUUUACAUUUAUCCCUCUUGAAAAUGGCCAAAGACUAUACUUUGUCUGAGCUUGCUCAGCACAACACCAGGCAAGACUGUUGGGUUACAGUAUUUGGCAAGGUUUACAAUGUGACCUCUUUCAUAGACGAGCAUCCUGGUGGCGCUGAUAUCCUCUUGGCUUCCACAGGGAAAGAUGCAACUGCAGAGUUUGAUGACGUGGGGCACAGUCACGAGGCGUGGGCAAUGUUGGAAAAAUACUAUGUGGGUGAGUUGAAUAAGUCAUCCAUUCCAAGCAAGGGUGGUGUAAGCUUGCAGGGCUAUAACAAAAAGAGCAAGAAAAAGAUGUACAUUAUUUACCUCAUCAAGUUCUUACUCCCCUUGAUUCUCUUCAAUCUUCUCCUUGCUUUCUAUUCCAAAUCAUCCACAUAACAACCUUUCUUAAUUUUGUUGCCAAAAAUAAGUAUGUUUUAUUUGGGAACCCUAUGUUAUUGUGGUUGUCUUAUGCAAACAUAGUGUAUGCGUAUUCGGUAUCUUCCAGUCUUGAGGAGUUGGAUUUAUAUAUCAAAUCUUGUAUUUCAACACUUCCUUUCUUUUCUUUAGUUAUCUCCCUUGCCUAGGCAUCAUCUUUUGUAUUCUUGUAUCACCUACUUCUCUUGAUGAUGGCAUCAUCUUUCAAAGGCCACAUAGAUGUGGUUUCCUUGAGAUGUUAGAAUGGUGGGGGAAACAAAUUUAAUAAAUAUAAAUAUAAAUAAAAUUGGUAACUUGCAUUGCUUGGAUUAGCUAAGGUGUAAUUAACAAUGUUCUCAAAACCAGAUCGGACUGGCCAAUUCGAUCGGUUCAACUGAGAAACGACCAUACACCGGUUCGGGUUAAGGUAUAGAACCACUGAGAUUCAGAACCGGGUAAAAACUGCUUGAACCGGUUAAAAAUUGCUAAAACCGUUAGGCCAGUUGCGGUUCAAUCUGCCAAGCGGUCCCGCUACUCUUUUAGUAUGAAGUAGUUGUACAACCAUAUAAAUAGCUUUAUUGCUUCUUUCUUUUGAUGAUGUGGGAUUGCUUUGUUCACAGCAAAUAAAUAAAAGCUUGUCAAUUU
This is a messenger RNA of Striga asiatica, 1225 nucleotides long. The record is from the annotation of a GenBank genome assembly. NCBI's taxonomy places the organism in Eukaryota, Viridiplantae, Streptophyta, Magnoliopsida, Lamiales, Orobanchaceae.